CGGCUCGAGCUCGGCCGGUGAUCUGCGGGGGCUCCGGAUAGCGCUCGGCCCCCAGCUUUCCGCCCGCGGCAGUGCGCGCCCCGCACCCGCACUCCCCGCACCCGCGCUCGGCCCCGCGGAGGACGGCCAUGCCGCCGCGGCGCAGCAUCGUGGAGGUGAAGGUGCUGGACGUGCAGAAGCGGCGGGUGCCCAACAAGCAUUAUGUCUAUAUCAUCCGGGUUACAUGGUCCAGCGGCUCCACGGAGGCCAUUUACCGGCGCUACAGCAAGUUCUUUGACCUCCAGAUGCAGAUGUUGGACAAAUUUCCCAUGGAAGGAGGACAGAAGGAUCCCAAACAGCGGAUCAUUCCCUUUCUGCCAGGCAAAAUUCUCUUCCGUCGGAGCCACAUCCGGGACGUGGCCGUCAAACGCCUCAUACCAAUCGAUGAGUACUGUAAGGCCCUGAUCCAGCUGCCCCCCUAUAUCUCUCAGUGUGAUGAGGUGCUGCAGUUCUUCGAGACAAGACCCGAGGACCUGAAUCCCCCGAAAGAGGAGCAUGUUGGGAAAAAGAAAUCCGGGGGUGACCUGACCUCGGUGGACCCCAUGGUCCUGGAGCAGUAUGUGGUGGUGGCAGACUACCAGAAGCAGGAGAGCUCGGAGAUCAGCCUCAGCGUGGGGCAGGUGGUGGACAUCAUCGAGAAGAACGAGUCAGGUUGGUGGUUCGUCAGCACUGCCGAAGAGCAAGGCUGGGUCCCCGCAACCUGCCUGGAAGGGCAGGACGGUAUGCAGGAUGAGUUUUCCCUUCAGCCCGAAGAAGAGGAGAAGUACACAGUCAUCUACCCGUAUACAGCUCGCGACCAGGAUGAAAUGAAUCUAGAGAGAGGGGCUGUGGUGGAGGUCAUCCAGAAAAACCUGGAAGGCUGGUGGAAGAUCAGGUACCAGGGCAGAGAGGGCUGGGCCCCAGCCUCCUACCUGAAGAAGAACAGUGGGGAGCCCUUACCCCCGAAGCUGGGCCCUGGCUCCUCAGCCCACACCGGCAUCCCCGACCUGGACGGAGUUUCCCGGCAGCAGAGCUCAGUGGGCCGGGACAGGGAGCUGCUCAACAACCAGAGGGACGGCCGAUUUGAAGGCCGCCCGGUGCCCGACGGCGACAUCAAGCAGAGAUCGCCCAAGAUGAGGCAGAGACCGCCUCCUCGCCGGGAUAUGACCAUACCUCGUGGUCUCAACCUGCCCAAGCCUCCCAUUCCACCCCAGGUGGAGGAAGAGUAUUACACCAUUGCUGAAUUCCAGACAACCAUCCCUGAUGGCAUCAGCUUCCAGGCAGGUCUGAAGGUCGAGGUGAUCGAGAAAAACUUGAGCGGCUGGUGGUACAUUCAGAUUGAAGAUAAGGAAGGAUGGGCCCCAGCAACCUUCAUUGACAAGUAUAAGAAGACCAGCAAUGCCUCAAGACCCAACUUUCUGGCUCCACUGCCCAACGAGGUGACCCAGCUCCAUCCGGGGGAUGCAGCAGCCAUGGAGAACAACACGGGCAGCGAGGCCAUCGGCCCCUCCCGGCCCCUGCCCGAUGCACCACACGGUGCUAUGGACUCCGGGAUGCCGUGGUCCAAAGAGUGGAAGGGUGGCAAGGAGGCCCUGAGGAAGGCCUCUUCCGACAUGUCCUCAUGUGCCGGCUACGAAGAGAUCUCAAGCCCCGACCUGGAGGAGAAGCCCAGCCUCCCUCCCCGUAAAGAAUCCAUCAUCAAGUCAGAAGGGGAGCUGCAGGAGAGGGAGCGGCAGAGGAUGGAACAGCUCAGGGGCUCCUCACCCAAACCUCCGGGCAUGAUUUUGCCAAUGAUUCCAGCUAAACACACCGCCCCAGCCCGGGACAGCAGGAGACCAGAGCCCAAACCUGACAAAAGCAAGUUGUUCCAGCUGAAAAAUGAGAUGGGGCUGGAGUGUGGCCACAAGGUAUUGGCCAAGGAGGUGAAGAAGCCCAACCUCCGACCCAUCUCCAAAUCCAAAGCUGACCCAUCAGAGGAGAAGACAGAAGUUAUUCCCCAAAAUCCCUUCUUGAAGUCCAAACCUCAGGUUAGGCCCAAACCAGCUCCUUCCCCCAGGACAGAGCCACCUCAGGGUGAAGAUCAAGUGGACAUCUGCAACCUCAGGAGCAAGCUGAGGCCUGCCAAGUCCCAAGAGAAGCCCUUACUGGAUGGAGAGAGCAGCCACCAGGCUGCCGGGGGCCAAGAUGUGGCCUUCAGCCGGAGUUUCCUCCCAGGUGACGGGCCUGGCCACACCCAGGACAGGACGGGCAAACAGGAUGGGCUCAGCCCAAAGGAGAUGUCCUGCAGAGCCCCUCCAAGGCCAGCCAAGACCACAGAUCCUGUGCCUAAGAGUGUGCCUGCCCCUCUCCAAGAGGCUCCCCCGCAGAGACCUGUGGUCCUGCCCCGGAGACCACCACCCCCCAAGAAAACCUCCUCAUCCUCCAGGCCCCUCCCAGAGGUCAGAGGGCCACAGCGGGAAGCCAAUGAAGGCAAGGCAGCUCCUGCCCCAGGCCGGGCCCUGCUGGUCCCUCCUAAAGCCAAACCUUUUCUUUCCAACUCCUCAGGCGGCCAAGAUGACAUACGAGGCAAAGGUGGUCUGGGACCACGGAUGGUGGGCAAGAUUGGAGACAACAGGGAGAAAGUAGCUGCAAGCCCCAUCCCCAACGCUGAUGGCCCGAAGGAUUCUUUAUACGUGGCGGUGGCCAACUUUGAAGGAGACGGAGAUACCAGCAGCUUCCAGGAGGGGACGGUGUUCGAGGUCCGGGAAAAGAACAGCAGUGGCUGGUGGUUCUGCCAGGUCCUGAGCGGGGCCCCUUCCUGGGAAGGGUGGAUUCCUUCCAACUAUCUCAAAAAGAAGCCGUAGCCGCCUCCUUCCCUGCCUGGCGGUCCCGCGAAUCCCUGCUGGCUUUACCCACGUAUUUAAUAUGCCUCUUAAUUUAUCAUCCUUCACGCAGCUUCAAAGGAAGGCAGACUCUGGGGUACUGUGGUUUCUUCCCUCCCUUGGGUGGAGAGGAGU
This is a messenger RNA of Odobenus rosmarus divergens (Pacific walrus), 3014 nucleotides long. It is a transcript of the gene SH3PXD2B, whose product is annotated as SH3 and PX domains 2B. NCBI's taxonomy places the organism in Eukaryota, Metazoa, Chordata, Mammalia, Carnivora, Odobenidae. The coding region runs from base 129 to 2861 and encodes 910 amino acids. The transcript has 13 exons. Gene Ontology annotation, biological process: superoxide anion generation. The record is from RefSeq and is a predicted model, not a curated record. Gene Ontology annotation, molecular function: protein binding; superoxide-generating NADPH oxidase activator activity; phosphatidylinositol binding.